AUGGCUCUUGGGUUCUCUCAUUUACAUGAUACAAGUCCAACUGGUCUAACAAGUUUCAAUGCCAUUGAUAUUUCUGAAUCCAGACAUCAUCAAACAGAUGGUCAUAUUGAUCUCGAUAUCCAGAACUUCAAACGCAAACUUCGAGAACACAUUCCAGUUUGUACUUCUCUUUGUUCCUCUUCUUCCAGAUUGUAUUUUAAAGCAAACUGUUCCCUUCCAGCAUUGAGUCUCAGGUAUGGUGUCUACACAAACACUGCACUCCCUGUGUUGUCAUGUAAAUGGGAGAGAUACCUGCUAGUUUUCCUUUAACCUUGGAAUUAAAGUGGAUUCACACAAGAAUUGCAAUUUUUAUUGUUAAAAUGUAAAAAUCUAUCAGCUCUCCACAAUUUGUAGUUUAUUGCUCCUAUUUUUUUUUUUUUUAUGCUACUGCCAGGUGUAUCUAUCAAUAUAUUGUUUACUAAGAAUUUAUAAAUUUGGUUUAAGGUCUUGUCUCUGUUUUGUUUCUUAUGAAACUUUAUUAACAAUUUCUGUGUAACUCCACUCCCCCGUCUAGACAUGGUCCUUCGCUGGAGCAGAUAUUUACAUUAAUUGGUUUUCCUCCUUGUAACAAAUAUAUAUACGAGGCCUUGAACAACUAUGUGAUUGUAGUAACAAUACUGGCAUUAUCUGCGCAUUGAUUGUUUAUAUUUUAUAUUAUGUAUAAUAUUAUUUUAUUUUAUAUCUGUCAUAUUAUUAAACAUUUUUUUAAAAUACAUAGUUCACACCCAGUUUCGAGUUCUAUAAAAACAAAUAGUCAGGAGACUAGCAAUAUAUAUUCUAAAUAACCUGAUAAAGGUUUUCUCCAAACACCAUGACUACUUGAGUGAUUUGAAGUGGUCAUGGUGUCUGGAGUCAAUAUCGGUAACAGUGUUUUGCUAUGAAAUGCUGCACAUACAGAGUUUAACUCCUCUGCUGCCGAAUGUGUAACUCCACCCCCAGCAGCGCCAUUAUGGCGUUAUCAAACAGUCUAAAAGUAGAGUUCCAGGCUGGCUAAUAUGAAUUCUGUGUAACUAUCAUUGGACAGAAUGUUAUCUAUUGGCUAAGAGUGACCACCUAACUUUCUCAGCCAAUUAACGGCAGCAGUUGCAGUUUGUGGCAUUUGUGGCUCUGCAGAAGCUGGAAGCGCAUCACUGUAUCCCCUGGUAGCAUCAGAGCCUGACAAGAACCCAGGAAAGAUGGCCAAAAAUUUGGCAAAAACAAUGUGCCCAUAACCAGAGAAGCAGUCCAGGGUACCCCAGAUAUCAUAACCACUACAGUGAGCUUUAGAUGUAUGCUUGGUGAACUCUCAAAACACCAUAAUCACUGCAACUAGCUGUAGUGGUUAUGGUGUACAGAGUAUCUUGGUGCUGCCCACAGUAAAAUGUCACAAUGUUUAAGCAUGGUUUGGCAACUUAAUUGAGUCCCUAAUAUAAAGCCAUAUUUAUGCCAUCACAAAUGGCAUAAAAUGGAACUCAGCAGUAAGAGUAGUUGACUAAAUAAACUUGUUAUAUCAGUUGUAAUUAUAUUAUCCUGUAUAAGUGCAUUGGAGUCUGGGUAAUAAAUAGCGAUAAAUACGAAAAUGGGAGGUGGUCCCAAAGCCAGGGAAACCAAGGUCUGAUGGACCACCACCACCGAGGUCAACAGCGCUGUAACCCUAACAGAAAUAUACAAAUAAUUAGAAAACACUCUGAAGGACCCCAAAAGAUAAGUAGAUCAAUUAGGGGAGGGCAGUAAAGAGUAAAAGAGAACCCUAAGUUUUAUUUGAUAACUAAGGUAAGCUGAAAAAGGUAUAAGGUGAAAAAGCAAUUAAAAUGUCAACGAUCCAUAGUAAUAAACCUUGAACUUAGUAAUAGAAAAGUACCCCAUUACUAGUGGAAGGAGAGGGAAUAGUAUAUUGGAAACAUUAAUUGAUCAAAAAGAUAAAUGUAUAAAUGAAAAAUUACACAGGAAAAUGAAAAGGUAUCCAAUAGGGCAACGCGCUAGAAAACGUGUAUCAAACCAAAAGUUAGAAAGAAAAAUUCACUGAAAUAUAAUUCAGACCCGGAUUACCUUGGCACCAUAGUUUUCUCUACUAGUGCCCACCUGAACCUGCCGGCCCUCAGACAUAAAUUGGUACAAAAUAAAGUGCUACCCAUAAUGUGCAAAAAGAAAAGAAUUUUGUUUCUGCAUAUUAACACGCCGUCAUCAGGGAAAUAAAAUAAAAAAUACAAAAAUGGAUACAAUCUUGUAUUUUCAUUUCGUGACAUGUAAUCUGCUGUCUGCUACCAACUCGAAAAGUUAGUUUUUGUGGCUAUUGUUUGCCUAAUGAAUGCAAUUAUAUCUUUAAACCUAGCACCUGUUUGAUCUGUGGAUGAAUGGAUAAAAAGGAAUCUUCUGAUUGGCUGUGCCUAGAUUGGAUUUGUUAGCUCGGGCUAUUUAAGGGGAAGGAAUAGUCAACUGAGAUUUAUAGAGCCUUGAUUCUUCUACUGUACUGACUGACAGGUAAGGAGCUACUCUGGGAUCUCCCUGCUCAUUGCUACUCUCUCUCUGUGUAUUUUCUAUAUUAUCUGAUUUAUCUUCUGCAAAGUACAGUUUGUUACAAAAUGUUUGUCUAAUAUUCUGGGCUUAUUCUUAUAUACUAAAAAUGUCACUUUUUUAUGUUACACUCACUCUAAGGAUGGUGCUUUGUGAAGUUUCUGUUGUUUGUAUUUUUGUAGUAGUUUAUUGCUUAUAUAUUUUAUAAAAAAUCCAGUUUGUAUGAUGUGAAGCUAAAUUAAUGAAAUAAAAAAAAAAAACCUGAAUUGUAUAUUUCUCCCCAUUGUAAAUAUUUUAGUCUACAUUUUGCAGUUCAUCACAGCUCACAGUGUACAAACCCUUUAACAUUGCCUUAAUCUAUUUUAUUUUUUAUGUUUUCAUUUUUCCCCAGAUAUAUGAAAAUGCCAUCAUUCAACCUGUUUGGAUAUUUCAUCUUAUUUGGUCUUUAUUUUAACUGCUUUAGUGCACUAGUAAGUUCUAUUAAUUGACGUUCAUACUAUGUAAAUAUAUGUUAACGAUUUAUUAUAAUUAACGUUAAUAUUGUGAUGGCACAUUGAGAAGUUUAUUUUAUAAUAUGUGUCCAUUAGUCAGUGCUGAUUACUUUAAUAAUUGCUAUUUGUUAAAUUACUAUUUAUUACAUUAAUUAUUUAUUAAAUGUAUUAUUUAUUUGAAUUAUUGACAUUUAUUUAUUUGUAACCAUUUUUCUCUUUCCAGCCUGUGACAGAUGAUCCAGUCAUUUCAGGUAAGUUGUGUUUAAGUGUGCUGUUACUCAAUGCUUUCCUCUCUCAGCAAACCUUACUGUCUGUAAAUACCUAAUAUAUGCAACGGAUUUAACUCUAAAUUCUAACCUUGUAUUUCAAUUAAAUAAUGCUGUUUGAUUACAUUUUAUUUUAUCACUUGAUAUCAUUUUAUUCCAAAUCUGACAACUUUGAAAAAGUAGUGGGAGACAAAAUGUUUCAAAAUGUUUUUUUUUAUAUUUAAAAAACAAAACAAAACAAAAACAAACUCUGAACUGCAGCAGAUGUGAAUUGCAAAACUGAAGCAAAAAUUGUCAAUUUAAAAAACAAAUUCUCCAACUCAGCCAUGGAAGCAGUUUAGUUAUUUUAGUAAAACUUUUGACAUUCAGAUUCCAUUUGUUACAAUAUUCAUACUUUUUUACGACAUACUUUUUGUCUCGUUAGAAAAAUCUCUACAAAAUGUUAUUUUAAAUAUAUGUUUAUUAUUUAACAAUAAAUAUGCUGCACAACAAUUUGGGAUUAAUUUACUGAACACAAGUUGCAGUGAACUGAAAGUAAGUAUUGCAAAAUGUAGACAAAAAUUAUGAUUUGGAAGGAAGAUUUUCUAAGAAUCUCCUCACCUAUAGUAACAGUUUGGCUAUUUCAUUUUAAGAUUUGCAAUUUUAAUUUUCAAUUCACAAUAAUUGGACGUUUAAAGAAUAAACCUGUCAAUGUGUUUUAUUAGUUUGGAUUUGCAUUUUAAUAAUUAUUAUUUUAUUUCCAUUUCAGGAUAUGACUGCUCAGAUAUUUGGCUUAGAAACCAAAGCUCUGUCAGCGGCGUUUACAGAAUUAAACCUAUUGGAGCUGCAAAUUCAUUCGAGGUAGGAAUGUUACCACAACUUGCUGCAAAAUGUUAGUCAAUGGAGUCUAAGGGCUGUUAAAAUAGUUUUUGGCUCGGUGUCGAUUCAUUUAUUAUACCGAGAAUUCUGGAAUAUUGAAACGAGAACUAAAAAUGUUAUCCUGUCCUGACAUUCAUGAUACCAUUUUUACAUUUACAAAAAAUCAAUUUUAUUAAACUGAUUUGUAAAUUCUAAAUUUCUACAUUCUACACUGUUUUAUUCCCGAAAACCAGCUAUUGACCUGUAGAUUUGUCCAUUCAGUGUCAAAGCAAUUAUGAUUCGUCUGAAAUCUGGGCAAUUGUCAAGUUCUCUGAAUUCCGUAAAUUCAAAUCGCCAUAUGACCAAAUCACAAAGCAAGGAAGGAACUAGCUGUUUCGUUGUUUUGUGAUUCAGAGUUUUGUCUGGGUAUAAAAACAAAUGUUUUUUGGUUUGUUUUUUGUCAUGCACAACUCUAUAGAUCAGAGAACUGAAUAUUUUUGGACAAUUUUUUCUUACAAAGUUCUUUGCCAGCUCAGCUAUUUUGCUUAAACUUAGCAUUUUUCUGGUUAGUUUCUAACAAUUCAAUGUUCAGCGAAUAAAUUGAUUGGGUGUUCUCCCUAUGGCUACCUACAGCUAACUGCUACAUGCUUGUUUUUUAUUAUUAGGUUUUAACCAGAAAGGGAGGAUUAGGAGAUAAAGCAGAGAUACUUAGCUACUAAACUUUGAAUUGCGCUAAAUUGCUUAUUGAAUUAGUGUAGACUAAAAUUGUUACAUUUCAAGCUAGGUAGAUACAUUUGUUCAAACUGAGAAAUUUUUGCCUCAGUUUUUCAAACUUGGCUUCCAGUUUGAGCAAUUUCCUGUUUAUGAAAUUAACUUCACUAUUGACAUGUAGUUUUUUUUUGUAAAGUUUAGUGGUUGGUCCACUAAACUGGGGGAUGAGAAACCUGCUGACAGUUUAAUUGAUACGCUUUAAUGAAGAAGUGAGUUUUCAGAGAUUUUUUGACGGAAUGGAGGCUGGGUGAAAGUCUGAUUGAGGAGGGAAGGGAGUUCCACAGAAUAGGUGCAGCCCUGUAAAAGUCUUGAAGGCGAGCAUCAGAGGUGGGGAUCCGGGCAGAGGAUAGGAGUAGGUCUUGGGCUGAGCGCAGGGGUCUCGAUGAGACAUACUUGUGUAUGAGGGAGGAUAGGUAUGUUGGAGCAGCAUUAUGUAGGGAUUUGUAAGCAAGCGCCAGAAUUUUGAAUUGGGCCCUAUAUCUAACUGGAAGCCAAUGCAGGGACUGACAGAGCGUGGAGGCGUGGGAGGUGCGACCGGACAGGAAAAUACAGCCGUAUUCAUUAUAGAUUGCAGCGGUGCAAGCUGGGAACAUGUAAGACCGGUGAGAAGGGGAAUUGCAAUAGUCAAGGCGAGAGAGAACAACAGCAUGAACCAGUACCUUAGCCGCGUCCGGCGUUAGAUAUGGGCGGAUGCGCGCUAUGUUCUUGAGUUGGAAGCGACAGGAUUUGGCUAUCGAUUGAACAUGGGGAGUAAAAGAGAGAUCAGAAUCAAAAAGAACUCCUAGGCAGCGAGCCUGGGAGGUAGAGGUGAUAGUAGCGCCGUUGACUUGGAUGGCGACAGACACAGGAGUAGCAGCACUUGAGGGAGGAAAAACUAGAAGUUCUGUUUUGGACAGAUUGAGUUUAAGGAAGUGAGCAGCCAUCCAGUUGGAAAUAGCAGAGAGGCAGUCAGAAACACGAGUCAAGGUUGGCGGAGAGAGAUCAGGGGAGGACAGGUAGAUUUGCGUGUCAUCUGCAUAUAAAUGGUAUUGGACGCCAUAAAAGUAUAUGAUUAAAUAAUUAAAUGUUAUGUUUUGAAAUACUACCUGAUGGUAACAAAAUGUUGCUGUUUGACCUGCAGACUUUCUGUGAAAUGAAGGAGGACGGUGGCUUGACUGUAAUCCAAAGCCACAAUGGAAAUGAUCAAUUGCCCUUUGACACAGAUUGGGAUGACUACAAAGAGGGAUUUGGAACUCUAACUGGUAAUUUCUGACAAUUCUAUUUUAUGGCCUUCAAUAGCAAACCUGUUCAUACAAUGAUGACAGAAUGUGCAGCCCAGCCUGUAUACAUAGGGGUGUGCUCUGAAUUAAAGACCUUCAAUUACAUUUCUCACUGAUCCUGUGCAGGUCCUCAACUGACAGAGAAACAAACUGUUAACCUUGUAGUACAGUUACUCCUUCUGCCUUGGCCACAAACACUGUGUAGGAUAUUGGGCCCUUAAUAGCAGAAGGUGAUGCUGUUGGAAAAAGAAGGGAAAGCUUGAGAGUGGGGUUGGGACCCUACAGCACUCCAGGUGUUGUGGACUACAUCUCCCAUAAUGCCCUUACAGCCAUAAUGCUGGCCAAUUAUCACGGGAGAUGUAGUCCACAACAUCUCAAUUACCGAAGGUUGUCUUAAAUAUAAUCUGAAAAUAAUACUCACUAAACCAGGAAGUAAAUCAGCCAGUUACGAUGCUCAUUAUUUCUAGCACUGCUUAGCUGAUCCCAUAGGCAGUACUUUAAAUCCACAGGGGUUUCUUGGAGUUGUAGUUCAAUUAAAACAAGGAGGGAUGGUGAGGAAGUGUAAGAUUAUAGAGGGAGACUAAUUUUAAUUUUAAGAAAAACUAGUGAAGAUUAAUAAAAUAAUCCGUUCAGCAUAACUAGCUGUAUCCUACCCAGCACAUUACACCAAACCAAAUGUAUGUGUCUGCUUUCAGCACCCCCUUUAAUAUAUAGAGACAAUUCCCUGUGUAGGUACUGGGCUAUUCUAUGACGGAAUGUGUGUGAUCUCAAUGUCAUUUCUUGUUGAAGGGGAACACUGGCUGGGACUUGAGAAGAUGUAUCUGCUGACCCAUCAGUGUUCCAGAGCUGCAGACCUGCUUAUCACCCUGGGCGACUUUGAUAAAUCAGAGGCUUCUGCGCUAUACAGUCCUUUUACCAUCGGCUCCGAGGACAUGCAGUACAGGAUAUCGCUGGGAAACUAUUCUGGGAAUGCAGGUACGGUCUGAAGAUAUCUGUAAUUCCUUCUUUCCUUGCUCUAACCCAACAACAAUGCUCCCUUCAGAACUGAUACUAAUAAAGGGACUGUUCUAGGAAAUCUAAGAGAAUUAGCAAUUAUCAAAUAAUAAUAAUAAUAAUAAUAAUAAUGUGUAUAAACAAGUCCACUAUUGUGUUACGGCUGUUCCAAGACAUAUAGUCAAUAAAUAUACUGAGAUUUUUUUAAAUAAAUCGUACAGAUUGGAAUAGAUCCGUCCCUGUAAAUGGUACAUUUUUUGUUUUCCUUUGAUUUAGAGAUUCCUCUUGAAAAGAAUGUAAAUGUCCAGUGCAUGGAUAUAAAAACUGGAUGCUUAGAAUGUUCUGCAUCGAUAUAACGUAUUGUUACCUUGAAAGCUGAACUGUUGUCUUGAUUUAAUAUUUUUGGAUGAUCUUUUCAAAUAAUUUAAUGUUGUUGAAUAAGUUUGAAAAUUAUAAAAAAAAAAAAAAAUAUUACAGGAACACAAGCAUGUAUAAUCCAAAAACAUGCUAAUAAAAAAAUAUGAACAUCAAGGCCGAUAUUUGGCUACUGUUGCUGAAAAUGUGAUUUGCUACUUCCCCAAACCUCUUGCUUUUAUGAAUGCCCAUAAAAUGUUCUUGUACAUGUUAUCAGUUUAGACAGCAAUAUAAAUUAUUGAGUUUGGAAUAAUAUUGUUUUUUUGUUAAUCAAUUCUUGUUUUAGGAGAUGCUUUCAGAGCAAGAUUGAAUGUAAAAGAUGUAAAAUCCAAUCAGGAUGGGAGCUCUUUCAGCACCUGGGACAGAGACAAUGACAACUGUAACCCAUGCAUUAUGGGUGAUAUCAUCUUCAGGAGCUGUGCCCGGGAUUAUAGCUCAGGCUGGUGGUUUAAUGGAUGUGGAUUAGCAAAUCUGAAUGGUCGCUGGCGUCCCGCAAAGAAUAGUAUUGGCUGGCUUUCCUCUGUGUCUUGGGAAACAUAUCGAAGCAACAAGUCUCUGAAGUUUAGUAAGAUGUACAUAAAAAACUAUUAACGGGAACAUUUUACUGAAGACGUGUCUUUAAGUGUUUGUUCAUAGUGUUUGCAUAUUUUUGAAAUGGUCUUGAAUAUAUUUUACUCAUUGUUUUGUAAAUAAUUGUGUGUUGUGUUGUUAAAUAAAAAUAAAAUCCAUCCCCAGUCUCGCUCUGUAUCUUUUUGAAAGAAAAGUCUAAAAAGUAGAUAGUUCAUGUUUUCCUUUUAAAUAAUAGAAGUAAAACCAAUGACCCAAGAAAACAAAAACAUUAAAAAAACAGAAGCGAAAAAACAAAAACAACCAGAUCAUAAAAUAAAAAAUAAAGCAAUAAAAGAAUACAAUGAUCUAAAAGAAUGAGGAUAAAACGUAGUCAGUCGAGUAAAUAUGCUCCCCCUGACGUACUGAAACAGGUAAAAAUCCUGUUAAAAAGUUAUAUAAAUAAAUAGGAAAUUCUGGUAGAGUUCACGGCCAGAGUAAUGUCACGUUAUACUCACCUUUCUAUAGGGAAUGGGUAAAAUCUCUGGUUUAUUCACUAAACUCUGAUUUGUAACAAACUGAUGUAUAAAUGGCAAAAUUCUAGCGAGAAAUGCUGGAUAAAUUCACUAACUUGGCUAUCGUCAAAGAUUGGCUAUUUUACCUUAAAUUGUACCAUUCUGGUUUUUAUUCACCGCAGUUUGGUGUUUAGCAAAUAAAUGCCUUUUUCAGCAAUGACCAUUCGUUUGUUUUAGGUAGCGUUUCAGUUCUAUUAUCACGCUGAGCUUGUCUGGUAUGUCAGUAACUACAAUGAUACACAUUAAGGAACAUCACACACAAAAAUACAGCUUUAAACGUUACAAGGCUACUUAAAAUCACCUCUACCAGCAAACAAAUAUGUGGAUUCAGUUCCACCAUGUGACCAUAUUGUGUUAAGCCACCACUAUGUCACAGUCCCCCAACAUCGGUGGAUCUUACACUAUUUUUAACAUGGGAGACAAACAACAACUUAAACAGUGCUAGUAACUAAAUAUAACAAACUCAAGUGCAUUUAAUUAAUCUGUUUUAAGAGCAUGUGAAUAAAUAUCAUGCGAAAUCAGCAGUGGGGCUGCCUUAAAGACAAAACCUUAUACAAAAUAUGGAUUAAAGGGACACUCGCUAUAGACGCCAAAACAACUUUAGCUUAAUGAAACUGUUUGGGUGUAUAGAUCAUGUCCCUGCAGUUUCACUGAUCAAUUCUCUAUCAUUUAAGAGUUACAUCACUAUUGGUUCUGUUCAUGCAGCCCUCUUCACACCUCUCCUGGCUGGGACUCACAUAGCCUGCAUGAAAACAGAAUGGUUUCAUUUACAAUAAUAUAUCAGCUUGCAUUAGAAUUUAUUUAUCUCCUGCUCUAUAAAUUUUACUUUAAUCAUACACAGAAGGCUUUUGCAUGGUCUCGGAGACUAUUAAUAGAACAGAAGACAAGAAUUUCUAAAUUAAAAAGACUGUGCAAUAAAGGAAGUUUAAACAUUAGAUCUCUCUUUACAGGAAGUGUUUAAGAAGGCUGUGCAAGUCACAUGCAGAGAGUUGUGAUUAGGGCUGUAAGUUGUAUUGGUGCCUCUAUUGUCCCUUUGAGGAAUAACGAACACACAAACAUUUUAAAGUUUGAAAUUUUAGUAUAUAUUCACAAUGCUCUUACAACAGUUGUUGCCAAAAGUCUACAAGAAAUUGAAAAAACCUCCAGGAUGACCGUUCGUCUCAAGAAGGGGAUGUUUAACUGAGAACUGUAGUGUCUUUGUGGAUGAUAGUCUGCAUUUCCCAGUGCUGAAGUCCCCAUUGCACAUUCAGGACACCCAAUUUGCCACAGAAAUGUUGUCAAAUCUUAAAUGUACAAAGACAUUGCCCUUAGCCAGCCUGGACAUUGUGCCCCUUUAUACCAGCAUUCCGUAUGGGGCUGGACUUGAAAUCUGUAGAUGUCUGUUGCUCCACUCUAACUUAUAUUCCAACGAGUUGUGCCUUUUUGUUGUGAAACUAUUGGAAUGUAUGUUUCUAUUCAACAGCAGAGUAUUUACAAAAACAGGGGAAUGCCAUGGGUACUUGAUUUGCUCUCAACUAUGCCAACUUGAUAUUGGCAUGGUGCGAACAGUACCAUAUAUACAAUCUGUCCAUAUUUCACACAUCGGGCGCUUGGUAUCGAUACAUAAAUGACAUAAUCAGUCUGUGGCAGGACGAUGAGCCUUCUUUCCACAACUGGGUGACUGUCCUGAAUGACAAUUUUUUUUGUGAUUAAAUCUUGUGAAUUCCUUGAUCUUACCAUUUCUAUUAAUGACAAUGUGAAAACCAAGCUAUUCAGAAUACAAAUAUCAUCGAACAGUUUUUUUUUUAAAACAGGAACAGUUUUCUUUUACUGAAAUGGGUAAUACCUUAUGGACAGUACUUGAGAGUUUGGAGAAAUUGCUCUAAAGAUGAAGAUUUUAUCAAGGAAGCUGGCAUCUUGAGAUCCCAUUUCCUAGUUAAAGGUCAUCCAAAGUGCCUCCUAAAAAGAGUAUUUAAUUGAGCCAACAGUGGAGAGGCUAACUAUCAACAGAAAUGUCUGACAGAGGACAGCUAAUCAUUUGCUUUAUCAUUAAGUCUGACACGGGGGGAAACCUGUGAAGAACAUUCUUGCCAAAAACUGGCCUAUACUGGCAUGUGACGAUAUAACCAAGAAAGCUAUCACAGAAUAUCCGUCCAUGACAGUUAAAUGUGCCCCUAAUCUACAGGAUUUAUUAGUCCACACCAACCUAUGACUUGGCUACAACCCACCACUGGGGUCUUUCCCUGCAGCCACUGCAAAACCUGCAAUUGAAUAAACCCACCAAGGAAGAAAUUGGAUGUCAUAAAAAAGGAAGUCAAUUUGUUAAGUGGUCUUUCACCAACUUUAUGUACCUUGAAAACUGCUCUUGAGGUGUACAAUAAAUUGGCAAGACCCUCCAGCAAUCUUCCGCAGGAGGAUCCUUCAACAUGGCAAUUUAAUUAAUACGCACCUGGACACACCAAUUUUAUGAGAUAUUCAUAAUUCUCACAAUGGUGAAGUCUCCGACCUGUCAUUUCAAGUUAAUCAAAGAAUCAAACUUUACCCCGAUAUAAGCCUUAAAUUAUUAUAAAAUCAUUCAGGAUGGAUUUAUGAAUUUGAGACAUUGGCCGCCUCUGGGCUAAAUGAAGAAUGUAAUUACACCAUAAUUAAUUAAUUGAAUUACAAUAUGCUGGAUCAUAAAAUUCUGGUCAUUAUUUAGCUCUAUCAAUUUAUUUGAUGUUCACAAAUAAGUCUCAUAAUUCAUGUGUUAUUUUUCCAUUAUUUAUAUUUAUUCUCAUUAUUAUAUAUAUUUUUAAUAGUUAUUAUUAUUUUGUUAUGUUUGAUUUUCUUGACUAUUUUUUUUUUUCACAAUUUUUUUCCUUGGUUUUUCACUGGCAGUUUUUUCUCAUAAAAUUAUGAUCAACCAUUUUGCUGAUUUUUUUAUGGUAUUUUCACAUCUCAUUUCUCCCCCUUAUUUACGAUGAAUAAGUUCCCUUAUUUUAAUGUACUGUUAUGGAUUUAUCAUUAGCCUGAAGCAUACAGUUAUGCUUUGGAGACAGAUUUUAUGUGGCACAUACAUGGUUCUCUGGGGAGGGAAAAGUUACUCUGUUUUGUAGCUCAAUUACACUAAGGAACAGCCGGUCUGCUCUCACCCACUAGAGAGGUCUGUCUGCCCUUGACUUACCAUAUUAUUUUACCAACAUUACUUGUGCCCUUAACUUACCUUACCAUUUUACCAGCAUUACUUGUGCUAAGAAUUACUUUGGAAGCUCUCAGUAUCCAAUGUGCAGUAUUUCUAGAAGAAUAGUGACCCCUGGUGGUUGAAUUUUUACAACUGCAUGCACCACAUCAGACCUAUUGUCUCCUCCCCGGCCCUUUGACCAGGGCCAGAUUAAGAGCCACGUGGGCCUGGUGCUGACAAUUAUGACGGGCCUAAUUACAGAAUCAUAUCGACCAAAAACAGUAAAACACUCCCAAGCAUCAUGUAUGUGAUGGAGAUGGUGCUGGAGAGAAAGAAAACAGCAGCUAUAAGAAAAGGCUAAUCUCUCUCUAAUUUAUGUUUUCAUCUUUCAAGUAAAUCCAUAACCCCUAACAGCAGUGUCCAGUCAGGCAGGAAGUCAAUGGGCAUGGUAAAAGGGGGUGCCACUGACACAAAUCACGUAACCUGCGAAAAGGGGCGAACAUGCCCAAAAAGAGGACAUGUCUGCUCAAAGAAUUAGGCCAGCCUGGCAUGAAUGCAUGUCAGGCUGCCUGCCAAUCAUGCAGCUGGCCAACUAAGGGCAUACUAUGCAGACAGCACCCUGAGCUUGGCAUAAAUGCAUCUAAUUAUGCGCUCACUCAAUGCUUUCUAAGGACUGUCCCCUAGCACUCGCUGGUCCACUUGUCUCCUUACCUUCUUACUAGCAGGCAGAAGCUCCUGGUAUAUAGUCUGGGACAGAGAAAAGCUGUAUGUAGUGAGUGUAGAAGAAAGGGAACAUGCCACAGUGUUAGAGAGACCAAAGUCAGCAUUACCUUAAAGGAUCACUAUAGGGUCCGGAACACAAACAUGAAUUCAUGACCCUACACCACCAUCUAGCCCCCCUGGGCCCCUCAUGCCUCCAUAAAUAUAACAAAAUCUUACUAUAUUCAAGCCCGAAGCUGUAACUCUGCAUGCUGUUAGACUCAUAAAAACAAGCAGUCUGCUGACAUCAUUAGAAGUGGUGGCCUGAUCCAAUCACAGUGCUUCCCCAUAGGAUUGGCUGAGACUGACAAAGAGGCAGAUCAGGGUCAGAGCCAGCAUGAUUCAAACACAGCCCUGGCCAAUCAGCAUCUCCUUAUAUAGAUGAAUUUAAUUAAUUAAUCUCUAUGAGGAAAGUUCAGUGUCUGCAUGCAGAGGGAGGAGACACUGAAUGUUUGGAUGCAUUUUAGGCAGCCAUGACCCAGGAAGGAUCUCUAACAGUCAUCUAAGGAGUGGCCAGUGAAGUUAUCACUAGGAUGUAAUGUAAAGACUGAAUUUUCUCUGAAAAGACAAUGUUUACAGCAAAAAGCCUGACGGUAAUGAUUCUACUCACCAAAACAAAUUCAAUAAGCUGUAGUUGUUCUGGUGACUAUAGUGUCCCUUUAACUAUAUUCAUUGUCAGCCAGUCCACACAAGUUUUGUUCCCAUACAUCCCACCUUUCCAUACUUAACUAAGAGUAUGUGAAAAGUAGUUAGGGUUGCCACCUUUCUUGGAAAAAAAAGGAGUGACAUAAGAGAAAAUGCUGUAAAAUCACCCAAACAACUAUUAGUUUGAUUCUGCUGUAUAGAUGGAUUCCUCCCAGUGCCCCCAUGUCUCCCAGUGCCCCCAUGUGUCCCUAUGUAUCAGUGUCUCAGUGCCCCAUGUCUCCCAGUGUCCCCUAGUGUCGUGUCCCCAGGUCUCCCAGUGAUCCUAUGUAUCACAGUGUCUCAAUGCCCCAUGUCUCCCUGUGUCCCCAUGUAUCCCAGGGUCCCAAUGUCACUAGGACACUAGGAAGACUGGGAGACCUGGGGACAUGGGGAGACCUAGGGACACGGAGACACAAGUGACACUGGGAGACUAGGGGACUCUGGCUGGGACACAUGGGGACAAUGGGAAAAUAGGGGACACGUGAAGACAUGGGGACACAGACACCAGGGACACAGACACUAGAGACACUGGCUGGGGGACAUUGAGACAUGGGGACACUGAGACACCAGGGCCACAGACACUAGGGACACUAGCUUGGAGACAUGGGGACAUUGUGACACUUUAGGCAAUGAGAGACAUGGAGGCACUAGGAGACAUUGAGACACUGGCAGACUGGGAGACUAGGGGUCACUGGGAGACAAGGGGGCACUGAGACACCAGGGAUACUGGCUGGGAGACAUGGGGACACUGUGUCCCCAUGCGUCUGUGUCAUAAUAUCUCCCAAUGCCCCUUAGUGUCUCAGUGUCUGCCAUAAUAUCUCCCAGUGCCCCUUAGUGUCUCGGUGUCUGCCAUAAUGUCUCCCAGUGCCCCUUAGUGUCCCAGUGUCUGCCAUAAUGUCUCCCAAUGUCCCUUAGUGUCUCAGUGUCUGCCAUAAUGUCUCCCAAUGUCCCUUAGUGUCUCAGUGUCUGCCAUAAUGUCUCCCAAUGUCCCUUAGUGUCUCAGUGUCUGCCAUAAUGUCUCUCAAUGCCCCUUAGUGUCUCAGUGUCUGCCAUAAUGUCUCCCAGUGUCCCUUAGUGUCUCAAUGUCUGCCAUAAUGUCUCCCAGUGCCCCUUAGUGUCACAGUGUCUGCCAUGUCUCCCAAUGUCCCUUAGUGUCUCAGUGUCUGCCAUAAUGUCUCCUAGUGUCCCUUAGUGUCUCAGUGUCUGCCAUAAUGUCUCCCAGUGUCCCUUAGUGUCUCAGUGUCUGCCAUAAUGUCUCCCAAUGUCCCUUAGUGUCUCAGUGUCUGCCAUAAUGUCUCCCAAUGUCCCUUAGUGUCUCAGUGUCUGCCAUAAUAUCUCCCAGUGCCCCUUAGUGUCUCAGUGUCUGCCAUAAUGUCUCCCAAUGUCCCUUAGUGUCUCAGUGUCUGCCAUAAUGUCUCCCAGUGUCCCUCAGUGUCUCAGUGUCUGCCAUAAUGUCUCCCAGUGUCCCUUAGUGUCUCAGUGUCUGCCAUAAUGUCUCCCAGUGUCCCUUAGUGUCUCAGUGUCUGCCAUAAUGUCUCCCAAUGUCCCUUAGUGUCUCAGUAUCUGCCAUAAUGUCUCCCAAUGUCCCUUAGUGUCUCAGUGUCUGCCAUGUCUCCCAAUGUCCCUUAGUGUCCCAGUGUCUGCCAUAAUAUCUCCCAAUGUCCCUUAGUGUCUCAGUGUCUGCCAUAAUGUCUCCCAGUGUCCCUUAGUGUCUCAGUGUCUGCCAUAAUGUCUCCCAGUGUCCCUUAGUGUCUCAGUGUCUGCCAUAAUGUCUCCCAAUGUCCCUUAGUGUCUCAGUGUAUGUCUCCUUGCAGCCUUUCCCCAUCCCUUACUUCCCUGAGCUGUAGGCUGUCUCUGCAGGGUGGGAGUUGCUGUCUGGACUCUCUGUAGCUGCACCCCUGCAGAUCAGUGAGUAUAGAUAGGCAGGGAGGGAUAUGCUGGAACUUCCUAUCCCUGCCUGUCUCCACACACAGCGACCCCUACUGGCCAGUGUUGGUAUUGCAUAGUAAUCUCUUGUUUAUACUGAGAAAAAUACCAGCAUUUGUAUUGCCAGUAUCACUGCAAUAUUGGCACCAGCCAGGCAGCCUCAAAUACUGGCUGUGCCAAUAAAAUAAAAGCCAGGUGGAAUCCCUAACAGUAGUGUGUAAAAAAAAAAAAAAAAGUAAAAAAUAAUAAUAUUUUUUUUUUAAAUCAAUGGGCCUAUUCCAUGGGCCUGGGCCUGGAGCUGCAGCUCCAUCAGCCCCUAUGUUAAUCCGGCCCUGCCUUUGACCAUAGGCUCCGGUGGGGCCUUAGUAUUUAUAAUAAAGUAGAGUAGCUAUUAUCUAUAAAAUAGAACGGACCUAUAAUGAUUUAUGCAGGUUUUAGAUUUUUUGUCCCCUUGUGGGGUGGGUAUGUAGAAUCUUUUUCUUAUGGGCUGUGUAGAUGAUUGGGGAUCUCUAGCCACUGGUUAAAGGAAGACUUACUAUUAUUUGGGGGGUGAACAAUAACAUAUCCACCCCCUUAAUUUUAUAAUUCAUUAUGUCCCCCACUCGCCGGCAUGGGUGGGGCUGGGGGAAGGGACGAUAGGUUACCCUGUUGUUUCUAAUAUUAGAGUCCCUCCCUGCCAGCAUGGGUGGGCCUGUGGGAAUUGACAAUAUGUUCCCCCCCUAUUUUAUAAGUAUUAAACCAGCAUGGUUGGGUGUUCAAGGCAGGGGACAAUUGCCCCCCAUUUUAUAAAUAUUAGGGCACUCUUCCCACUGGUAUUUUUAGGAGCCAAGGCAGGGGACAAUUGCCCCCCAUUUUAUAAAUAUUAGGGCACUCUUCCCACUGGUAUUUUUAGGAGCCAAGGCAGGGGAAACUUGCUACCUAAUUAUAAGUAUGGUUGGGGGCCUGGGGAGCAAGCACUGGCCAACUGCAACAUAAUAACCCUGGCACAUCCAUAGGUUUUUAACUAUUUGCCUAGGGCAUAAAGCAGGUGAAUCAUAAUUUGCAAAGGUUCAUCCUACCAGUCGCCAUCUGAGAAUUGCCAAUGAUGGUCAAUUCGGUCGUUUAGUGAAUCCAGUGUUUAGUGAAUGACCCGGUUAAUCUCGAGGUUUUCAAAAAUGCUCGGACUAAUUUUUAUUAAUAUUGUUUUAUUUAGAAAAAAAUCAUUAAUAAAAGUAUUACAAGUCAUAAAAGCACCCUGUCUUCCAGAAAUGUCACAUGACUCUUGGUUUUCCUCAUUUACAUGAUAAUGGUCCUAGCUGGUCUAACAAGUUUCAAUGCCAUUGACAUUUCUGAAUCCAGACAUCAUCAAACAGAUGGUCAUAUUGAUUUAAGUAUCCAGAACUUCAAACUCAAACCAUAUAUACUGUACAAUCUGUCCAUAUUUCACACAUCAGGUGCUUGGUAUCGAUACAUAAAUGACAUAAUCAGUCUGUGGCAGGACGAUGAGACUUCUUUCCAUAACUGGGUGACUGUCCUGAAUGACAAUUUUUUUUUGUGAUUAAAUCUUGUGAAUUCCUUGAUCUUUCCAUUUCUAUUGAUGACAAUGUGAAAACCAAGCUAUUCAGAAUACAAAUAUCAUCGAACAGUUUUUUGUAAAACAGGGACAGUUUUCGUUUACUGAAACGGGUAAUACCUUAUGGACAGUACUUGAGAGCUUGGAGAUAUUUGCUCUAAAGAUGAAGAUUUCAUCAAGGAAGCUGCCAUCUUGAGAUCCCAUUGCCUAGUAAAAGAUUAUCCAAAAUGCCUACUAAAAAAGAAUAUUUAAUUGAGCCAACAGUGGAGAGGCUAACUAUCAACAGAAAUGUCUGACAGAGGACAGCUAAUCAUUUGCUUUAUCUUGGUAUCCAGAACUUCAAACACAAACUUCGAGAACACAUUCCAGUUUGUACUUCUCUUUGUUCCUCUUCUUCCAGAUUGUAUUUUAAAGCAAACUGUUCCCUUCCAGCAUUGAGUCUCAGGUAUGGUGUCUGCACAAACACUGCACUCCCUGUGUUGUCAUGUAAAUGGGAGAGAUACCUGCUAGCUCACAGGUUCACCGUUAACCUUGGAAUUGAAGUGGAUUCAUGCAGGAAUUGCAAUUUUUAUGGUUAAAAUAAUGAUAUUCUCCAAAUCAGCUAUUUAUUACCUGAUAUUAGCAUUAACUCUAUCAGCUCUCAUCUGUGCAUUUCUGUGCUUUUUUUAUAUUUUAUAUUAUGUAUAAAGUUAUUUUAUGUUAUAUCUGUCAUAUUAUUAAUAUAUAUUUUUUAAAUACAUAGUUCACACAACUCAAAUACAAUAUAAUUAUAAGAAUAUAUAUCAAGAAAUAUAUAAUCUAAGUAACAUGUUACUUUAAGCACCAUAAUUGCUUGAGUGAUUUGAAGUGGUCAUGGUGUCUGGAUUCCAUAUCUACAAUAGUUUGCUAUGAAAUGUUGCACAUAGAGAAUUUAACCCCUCUGCUGCCAAAGGUGUAACUCCACCUCCGGCAGCGCAAUUGAGACAUCAUCAUAAUGCCCAGAGCUAGAGUUGCAGACUGGCUAAUAUCAAUUUUGUGCAACUUUCAUUGGACAGAAUUGCAUUCAUUGGCUGAGAGCGGUCAGCUGACAUUCUCAGACAACGAAUGCUUUUGAGGCUCUGCAGAAUCCAGAAUUGCAUCACAUGGCCACCAGGGUACAUCGGAGCCUGGCAGAGACCCAGAAAAGGGGACAAAAAGUUUGCCCCAUAACCAGAGAACCAGGCCAAGGUACCCCUGGCAUCAUAACCACUACUGUGGGCUUAAGCUGUCAUCAUGAUUGGAGAAUGCUCCAAACACCAUAAUCACUGCACCAAAUGUAGUGGUCCAGAGUACUUGGUGCUGUCUACGGUAUUAUGUCACACUGUUUUAACAUGGUUUGGCAACUUACCUGGGUCCUGCUGAGCAAUUGAGCCACAUGCGAUUUUCCUUGGAAGGAGCAAAGUGAACUAAAUGCAGGACUGUGUUCCCUGAUGCUCUCAGCUAAUGGACAUAGUCCUGCAUGAUUCUGAUAUCUUCUUAUGACCAAUCUGGCCUUUCCUGCCCGAGAAGGUAGAAUGCAGCGGAUGUGCUUUUGGUGCCUGGCAGGUCAAACCUUCAUCAGGGCUCUCCUGUCACCAUAACCACUAUAUUGACGUGCAGUAUUUAUGCCGCUUAAAGUGUUUCUUUGAGUCUAAAGGGGGAAAUGACUGAAAAUGUACAUAGCCACCUAUGUUGUAAGAGAGCAAACAUUGUUUUUUAGUUUUUUUUAACACAUUGGGUGCAGAAAGCCCUGGAUUUUUUUUUUUAAAUUGAUCACUGUUAUUUGAUCAUCCAGAGGAAUUACAAUGUAAUAGUGGCAAUUUUUGGAGGGUUAGCUCCAGCAUUGGAGCUCUAUCCUUAAUAGUUAGUACAUUGUAUCUUAUUUGGAUUAUGCCCUAAUUAUCCACACAGUCUGCUUUUGUAACACGGCUGGGCAUAUUUUGCCCAACACCUGAAGCUAUUUUUUUUUUCGCUGGAAAAAUACCCUUAAUAUAUUGAAUAGGUUUAUGAAUUUCAAGCCUUGCAUGCCUCCCUUCAAUUAGAAAACCUGCAAACACAGUGAGGCUGCAACUACUUACAGGUAGGAUAUUCUAAUAUAACGCUACCAGAAAUGGCAUUACAUUGAAUUUAGCAGUACGAGUAGCUGAUUAAAUAAACUUUUUCUAUCAGACGUAAUUAAAUUAUCCUGUAUAGUGCGUUGAUUUCUGCAAAAAAUUUAUAAAAUCUUGUAUUUUCGUUUUGUAACCUGUAAACUGUCGGCUACUUCAAACUUGAAAAGUUAGUUUUUGUGGCUAUUGUUUGCCUUAUUAAUGCAAUUAUAUAGUUGAACCGGGUACCUGUUUGAUCUUUGGAUGAAUGGAUGAAAUGCAAUCUUCUGAUUGGCUGUGCCGAGAUUGGAUUUGUUAGCUCGGGCUAUUUAAGGGGAAGGAAUAGUCAAGUGAGAUUUAUAGAGCCUUGAUUCUUCUACUGUACUGACUGACAGGUAAGGAGCUACUCUGGGAUCUCCCUGCUCAUUGCUACUCUCUCUCUGUGUAUUUUCUAUAUUAUCUGAUCUAUCUUCUGCAAAGUAUAGUUUGUUACAAAAUGUUUGUCCAAUAUUCUGGAGCAUUAGGCUUGUUCGUAAAUACUACAAAUGUACAUUUUGUUUUGUUAUACUCCCUCCAAGGAGGGUGCUUUGUCAUGUAAUACAAAUGGUUGAUACAAAUCCAACUUGUAUGAUGUGCAGCUACAUUAAAAAAAUUGAAAAACACAAACCUGAAUUGUAUAUUUCUCCCCAUUGUAAAUAUUUUAGUCUACAUUUUGCAGUUCAUCACAGCACACAGUGUACAAACCCUUUAACACUGCCUUAAUCUAUUUUAUUUUUUUAUGUUUUUAUUUUUCCCCAGAUAUAUGAAAAUGCCAUCAUUCAACCUGUUUGGAUAUUUCAUCUUAUUUGGUCUUUAUUUUAACUGCUUUAGUGCACUAGUAAGUUCUCUUAAUUGACGUUCAUACUAUGUAAAUAUAUGUUAACGAUUUAUUAUAAUUAACAUUAAUAUUGUGAUGGAACAUGGAGAAAUUUAUUUUAUAAUAUCUGUGCAUUAGUCAGUGCUGAUUACUUUAAUAAUUACUAUUUAUUAAAUUACUUUUUAUUAAAUGUAUUAUUUAUUUAUUUAUUUGUAACAUUUUUUUUCUUUCCAGCCUGUGACAGAUGAUCCAGUCUAUUCAGGUAAGUUGUGUUUAAGUGUGCUGUUACUCAAUGAUUUCCACUCUCAGCAAACUGUCUGUAAAUACCUAAUAUAUGCAACGGAUCUAACUUUAAACGCUAACCUUGUCUUUCAAUUAAAUAAUGCUGAUUGAUUACAUCAGAUUUUAUCACUGGAUAUCAUUUUAUUCCAAAUCUGACAACUUUGAAAAAGUAGUGGGAGACAAAAUGUUUUGAAAAUUAUUGUUUAUUUUUAUUUUUUUUUAUUUUAUUUUUAUUCUUAACUUAACUGUAGCAAAGUUAAGUUAGUGACAAAGCAAGUGACAAAAUUGAGGCAAACAUUGCUCAUUUAAAAAUAUUCUCCAACUCAGAUAUGGUAAAAUAGCGAAUUUAGCAACAAUUUUGACAUCCAGAUUCCAUUUGCUAAAAUUCUCACACUUUGAGUGCUGGACUGGGGAUAGUGAUGAAAACAAAACAAGAAGUGAACCUGUGUAGAUAAGGUGCUUAAGUGUAUAUUAGGUGUACAAGUGAAUAUGGGAGCUGCUGGGGAGGCUCUGUACUAUGUGAGUGGACCAAUUUUGGGAUUAUUCAUAUCACUUAAUUUUCAUAUAUACUACACUAUAUUUUGCUUGUUCUGUUCCCCUAUAGGGAAUUCACUAUAUAUUGUUGUAAACCCUUAGGGGUAAGUGUUAAUUUUAUUUAGCGCUACACACUUCGCACUAUAGCUGUAUACCUGUUGGUUAUAUAGUGCACUAUUUCUUUACCUAUGGGCAGGGCCGGACUGGGAAAAAAAUUAGGCCCGGGCAUUUUUCAAACAGAGCGGCCCCCUAAGAAGGGGGCGGUGCCAGAGAGUGUGUGUUUUGUCAUCACUAAUGACAACACGCCCCCUCUCAAAGUGAGCAUGUUGGUUCAAUGCCCAGAGCCCUGCUGAAGAGCUCUGGCAUUAGAAAAAGGCCCUGAAUUUAUUCUGCACAGCUCAAGCAAAUUUAAUAACAUGCUUGCGCUGUGUUUGCUUUUAAAUUGUCUCUGGUGUCUCCACAAGUGGGAUACCAGAGGACAAAUGGGCCAGGAAAGUGCAUGGUGCAUAUGUUUGGAGCCUGCUUGUGGGAUUGCAUGUGUGUAGAGAGUGGUGUGGUAUUGUAUAAAUAGGUCAAUUUAAUUUGUGUUUGUGGUGUAAUAUGUGUGGCUAGGGGCUGUAGAGAGUGUGUGUAUGGGGGCAUAGUUUUAUAGGGGAUGCAGCGAGUGUGUGCAUACGGGCUGAAGUGUGUGUGUAUAGGUGACAUAGUGUGUGUAGGGGUUGCAGAGAGGGUGUGUUUAGAGAAUGUUGUAUGUGUUUGCUGACAAGGAAUGUAGUGUGUGUGUGUAGGCGAUCUACUGUGUAAAGGACCCAGUGUGUGUGUGUGUGUGUGUGUGUGUGUGUGUAUAGAGGAUAAAGAGUGCAUAUAGAGUAAGUGAUCUAGUGUGUAUCUGGAGCGUAAUGUGUGUAGUGGUGCAGUGUGAGGGGUGCUGUAGUGUGUGUGUGUGUGUGUAUGUGUAUAUAUAUAUAUAUAUAUUUGGACUUAUUGUAUGUGUGAGGGGCGUAGUGUGUGAGGGUGUUUUUAUCUGCUGUCACAUUCUAGGUUUCUAAUUUUCUUUGUCUGUUAACUCACUGAGGGUUAUUUUAUAUAUAUAUAUAUAUGUGUGCUGUAUAUGUGUGGGAGUGUGCUGUGUGUGUCUGGGUGCUGUGUGUGUGUCUGGGUGCUGUGUGUGUCUGGGGGUGCAGUGUGUGUCUGGGGGUGCAGUGUGUGUCUGUAGGUGCAGUGUGUGUCUGGGUGCGCUGUGUGAGUCUGGGUGCGCUGUGUGUGUCUGGGUGCGCUGUGUGUGUCUGGGUGCGCUGUGUGUGUCUGGGGGUGCUGUGUGUGUCUGGGUGCAGUGUGUGUCUGGGUGCAGCGUAUGUCUGGUGCAGUGUGUGUCUGUGGGUGCAGUGUGUGUCUGUGGGUGCAGUGUGUGUCUGGGUGCGCUGUGUGUGUCUGGGUGCGCUGUGUGUGUCUGGGUGCGCUGUGUGUGUCUGGGUGCGCUGUGUGUGUCUGGGGGCUGUGUCGGGGGUGCUGUGUGUGUCUGGGGGUGCUGUGUGUGUCUGGGGGCUGUGUGUCUGGGGGUGCUGUGUGUGUCUGGGGGGGUGCUGUGUCUGGGGGCUGUGUGUUUGUGAGUGAAUGUAUUUUUUUAUUUAAAUUUAAAUAUUUUUUUUUUACUAAUAAAAAAAUAAAUAAUAAUAAUAAUAUUUCCCCCCCUCCCUUCUUCUCUACCUUUAUCCUGGGAGGGGGGAGGAGAUCCGUUCUGCCAUCCAUCCCUGGUGGCCCAGUGGUGAGAGUGAACUCUAACCUGCAGGUUAGAGUUCACUCUCGCGAGAUCUGAGCGUUGCCGCGGCAACGGUAACCGCGGCAACGCUCAGAAUCCCGCGAGAGGACCCGGCGGAGCUGCUUGUUAGAGCUCCGCCGGGUCCUCUCUCCUCCCUCCCUCCCUCACCCAGCCGGCGGCCGCAUCUCCCUGUCUGUGGGCCGGUGAGGGAGAUCUGUGAUCUCCCCACCGGCCCAUGGAGGCACACAGCGGGGCCGGCGCUCGGGUAGCGCUGGCCCUGCAGGGGCCGGCCGGGGAGAUCCCCUGCCGGCCUCGGCCCCACGGCCAUCGCGGCCCACCGGGCAUUUGCCCGGUGUGCCCGAUGGCCAGUCCGGGCCUGCCUAUGGGGAUAGUGAUGAGCUGGUUCAAUACUCCAUGGAAGCGCCUGCCCAUACACAGGAUAACAGGCAGCCUCCAGAGUAGCCAAUCAGGACAGCCCGUUCACUGAGCACUGCUUAAAGGACAACUGUCCUUUCUCAGAAUCUACUCACCUAUAGUAACAGCGUGGUUAUUUUAUUUUACAAUUUGCAAUUUCAAUUUUCAAUUCACAACAAUUGAACAUUUAAUGAAUAAACCCGUUAAUGUGUUUUAUUUGUUUGAAUUUCCAUUUUAAUUAUUUUUAUUAUUAUUUGCCAUUUCAGGAUAUGACUGCUCAGAUAUUUGGCUUAGAAACCAAAGCUCUGUCAGUGGCGUUUACAGAAUUAAACCUAUUGGAGCCAAAAAUUUGUUCGAGGUAGGAAAUGUUACCACAACUUGCUGCAAAAUGUUGGUUAACGGAGUCAAAGGGCUGUUUAAAAUCGGCUUUUGCUUGGUGUUGAUUGAUUUAUUAUACCGGCCUGAUAUUCGUGUUUAAAUAAAAAUUUACACAAAUUACAAUUUAGUGAAGCGCACCGCAGGUAAUUUUCUACAUUCUACCUUUUUUUUAUUCUCUAAAACCAGCUAUUGACCUGUAGAUUUGUCCAUUCAGUUUCAAACGAAUUGUGAUUCAUCUGAAUUCUGGGCGAUCGUUGAGUUCUCCUGAACUGUAAAUUCAAAUCGCCAUAUGACCAAAUCACAAACCAAGGAAUGAACUAGCUGUUUCGCUUGUUUUGUGAUUCAGAGUUUUGUCUGGGUAUAAAAAGCGAAUGUUAUUUUUUUUUUUUACACGCACAACUUUAUAGAAGAGAGAACUUAAUAUUUUUGGACAAUAUUGGCAAACUGUACAUAUUUUACAACCAAGUUUUUUGCCAACUCAGCAAUUUAUCCUAUAUUUUGCAUUUUCCUGGUUAGUAUCUAACAAUUAAUGGCUUACUGAAUAACCUUAUUGGGUGUUCUCCCUCUGGCUAGCUACAGCUGUUGGCUACAUGACUUUCUUUGAUUUUCAGGUUUUCAGCAGAAAGGGUCGGUUAAGAGAUAAAGCAGUGAUACUUAGCUACUAAACUGUGACUUUCUCUAAAUUGCCUAUUGAAUUACAAAGUGUAGACUUAAAUGGUUUACGUUUUGAGCCAGUUAAGUAAAUAUAUUGAAACUGAGACAUUUUCAAGUCAAUUUUUCAAAGUUUACUGUUUACUAAAUAAACCUCAUUAUGGAACUUGAAAAAGUACACAAUGUGUACAAAAGUCAUUUUAUCUUCAAGAACAAAAAUGUAAUUUAUUUUUAAAGUUUAGUGGUCAUUUACCAGAGCCAUAAAAGUAUAUGAUUAAAUAUUGGUUAAUUAUUAUAUUGUGAAAUACUACCUGAUGGUAACUAAAUGUUCCUGUUUGACCUGCAGGCUUUCUGUAAAAUGAAGGAGGACGGUGGCUUGACUCUAAUCCAAAGCCACAAUGGAAAUGAUCAGUUGCCCUUCAACACAUAUUGGGAUGACUACAAAGAGGGAUUUGGAACUCUAACUGGUAAUUGCUGACAAUUCUAUUUUAUGACCUUCAAUAGCAAACCUGUUCAUACAAUGAUGACAGAAUCUGCAGCCCAUCCUGUAUACAUGGGGGUGUGCUCUGAAUUAAAGACCUUCAAUUACAUUUCCCACUGAUCCUGUGCAGGUCCUCGACUGACAGAGAAACAAACUGUUACCCUUGUAGUACAGUAACUCCUUUUGCCUCGGCCACAGACACUGUGUAGGAUAUUGGGCCCUUAAUAGCAGAAGGUGAUGCUGUUGGAAAAAGAAGGAAAAGCUCGAGAGUGGGGUUGGGACUCUACAGCACUCCAGGUGUUGUGAACUACAUCUCCCAUAAUGCCCUUACAGCCAUAAUGCUGGCCAAUUAAAAUGUGAGAUUCCACAACAUCUGGAAUGCGGAAGUUUGCCUUGAAAAGAAUACUCACUAAACCAGGAAGUGAAUCAGCCAGUUACGAUGCUCAGUUUUUCAAGCACUGCUUAGCUGAUCCCAUAGGCAGUACUUUAAAUCCACAGGGGUUUCUGGGAGUUGUAGUUAAAUUGUUAAAACAAGGAGGGAUGGUGAGAAAGUGUGAGAUUGUAGAAGAAUUUCUAAAGUUACUAUUUUAAGAAAAACUAGUGAAGAUUAAUAAAAUAAUCCAUUCAGCAUAACUAACUGUAUCCUACCCAGCACAUUACCCCAAACCAAAUGUAUUUGUCUGCCUGCCGAGCCCCUUUAAAUAUAUAGAGACAAUUCCCUGUGUAGGUACUGGGCUAUUCUAUGACGGAAUGUGUGUGAUCUCAAUGUCAUUUCUUGUUGAAGGGGAACAUUGGCUGGGACUUGAGAAGAUGUAUCUGCUGACCCAUCAGGGUUCCAGAGCUGCAGACCUGCUUAUCAGCCUGGGAGACUUUGAUAAAUCAGAGGCUUUUGCGCUAUACAGUCCUUUUACCAUCGGCUCCGAGGACGUGCAGUACAGGAUAUCGCUGGGAAACUAUUCCGGGAAUGCAGGUACGGGGUCUGAAGAUAUCUGUAAUGCCUUCUAUGUUAACACUGUCAGACGUAUUCACUAAAGGGUCAAUGCAAAGGGAAUUUCAAAUUAAGGACAAAAAAACUCGAAAAAUCUUUUCUGAGCCAGCUGUGCUUUGAGUUUGGCUCCUUCGGCCUUACUUUUGAAAUUUGCUUUCAAUUUUCACUUUAGUAAAUAACCUUAUAUAUUUUUUUUUUUUUUAAGCAAUAUGUUUUAUGAACAUUGCACUGAACAUAACAUAUUACUGUCACGGCCCCCCGGCUCGCCGCCAUGUGCGUCCGUGCCCGACCGGCACCACCGCACCAACUCACUGAGCUUACCUGCUCAGUGGCGAGCCGGGAACCGCUCCUCCACGCCGCUCCAGGAAAUCCAAGAUGGCGCCAACCAUGCGGUCGCAUUCAUCAAUGGCUCCACCCCCCAAAAUUAUACGAACGUGCGCGUGACGUCACAACGUCACCGCACGCACACAUUCUGGGGUCAGAGGUCACCCUCUGACUAAUCAGAGCCUAGAGAGGGAUAUUUAAAUCCCUAAUUCACCCCAGUACCUUGCUGUGUUGUGGUUUCCUGUUCCUGGUUUCCUGAGAGUGCGUUUUCCCUGUGAUAUUGAUAUUCUGGUAUUCUGAUCUUGGCUAUUCCUGGUUAUUCCGAUUUCGGGUUCCCCUGACUUGGCUUGUUUAAACGGUAUUGUGUAUUUCCGGCUUCCUUGACCUCGACUUUCCCUUUGACCAUUCUCUGUCUCUAACGUAUUAGUCCGGCCAUUCUAAGGUCCGGUUUACGUUCUGACCUUUUUUUUCCUUUCUUAUUUCUAUGUAUAGGUUUCUACAUGUUGGACCACACUAGCUGUCGUGACAAUUACCUGUUGUAUCUCAUAUUCCAUGGCUAGCUAGAAUCAGGGGAGGGCUGGCAAUUUUUGGCACAGUGGUGUUUCCAAAACUGCUGCAGCCCAAAAACAAUACUCACUGCCUUCCUUCUUAGUUGAUCCUAAUAUAGUGACUGUUCUAUGAAACCUUGGAGAAUUAGCAAUGAUCAAAUAAUAAUACUGAUAAUAAUAUUUAUAAGCAAGUCCACUAUUCUCUUAUGGUUUUUCAAAGACAUAAAAUCAAUUAUUAUACUGAGCUUUUCUAGAUAAAUCACAGAGUGGAGUAAAAUGUACAUUUUUUGUUUUCCUUUGAUAUACAGAUACCUCUAGAAAUAAAUGCAAAUAUCUGAUGCCUGAAUAUAAAAACAUUCUACCUAGAAUGUUCGGCAUCAAUAUAAAGAAUGUGUACAGAAUAUGUUUUACUCCAGCUUCAAGCCUCUUCACAACCAAUAAAGCUAUAUAGUGAUAUAGUGAAAAUACUUCCAGUUCUGUUUAGAAAUAUGCUAGCCCAUCCAAACUGAGACCCCCAACUAUCUUUGAAACGACAACAGAAUUCUGAGCAUAGUCCACUGACUAUAAAGUACAACAUGAUCCGUAAUCUAGUGUGAUUUGUCCAAAGAUCCAGCUAUUGUGGGCGAUAUAACAUGCACACUGCAUUAGAGAACGCAUUUUACUUUUAUUAUGUUGUUACCUCAAUUUAAUAUUUUUUUUGGAUGAGAUUUUGAAUUAUUUAAUAUUUUUAAAUAAACUUUUAAAAUUAUUUAAAAAAAUAUUAAACUAUCAAAAAAAUAUAUCAUGUAUAGAAAAUACAACUGUAUAUAUUAAAAAUAAAUCAAAAUAGUUCAAAAUAUUUUUCAAAAUAUGAAAUGAUUUUGAAAAGCUAAUCCACAAAUAUUUAAUCAAGGUUUAUAUUUCUCUAGCAGGACUCCGCUGGAAUGUCAUUUGAUACUUUUAUCAUUUUAAGUAAUUGUUCCUUUUAGAUUUUGUCAGUUUAGAUAGCAGUAUACAUUAUUUUGUGUUUUGGAAUUAUAUAUUUUUUUUUGUUAAUCAAUUCUUGUUUUAGGAGAUGCAUUCAGAGCAAGAUUGGAUGUAAACGAUGUAAGAUCCAAUCAGGAUGGGAGCUCUUUCAGCACCCGGGACAGAGACAAUGACAACUGUAACCCAUGCGUUAUGGAUGAUAUAGCCAUCAGGAGCUGUGCCCGGGAUUAUAGCUCAGGCUGGUGGUUUAAUGGAUGUGGAUUAGCAAAUCUGAAUGGUCGCUGGCGUCCGGCACAGAAUAGUAUAGGCUGGCAUUCCUCGGUGUCUUGGGAAACAUGGAGAGAGAACGAGUCUCUGAUGUUUAGUAAGAUGUACAUAAAAAACUAUUAAUGGGAACAUUUUACUGAAGACGUGUCUUUACGUGUUUGUUCGUCGUGUUCGUAUUUUUUUUUAAAUGGUCUUGAAUAUAUUUUACUCCUGUUGUGUAAAUAAUUGUGUGUUGUGUUAAAAUAAAAAUCCAUCCCCAGUCUCGCUCUGUAUCUAUUUGAAAGAAAAGGCUAACAAGCAGAUAAUUCAUGUUUUCCUUUUAAAUAAUAGAAGUAAAACCAAUGACGUAAGAAAAAAAAGAAACAUUUUCUUUUAAAAAAGCAAAAAUUACCAGAUUAGAAGAUCAGAAAUAAAGGGAAGAAAAAAGAGAUGAUGAUCUAAAAGUAUGAUGAUAAAACAGUCACUGGAAAAAAUAUGCUCCCCCAAUAUGUACUGAAAUAUGUAAAGGUGACAUAGUUACAUAGUCUGAAAAGAGACUUGCGUCCCUCGAGUUCAGCCUCUCACAUAUGUUUUUGCUGUUGAUCCAAAAGAAAAUUCCGAGUUCAGAGAAGGGCUACUAAACUGGUUCAUGGAUUGCGGGAUAAAACUUACGAGUACCAGGAAAGGUUAAAGAAAUUUAACAUUUAAAUACAUAAAGGGAAUCAACACAGUAAAGGAGGAGACUAUAUUUAAAAGAAGAAAAACUACCACAACAAGAGAAUAGUCUUAAAUUAGAGGGGCAAAGGUUUAAAAAUAAUAUCAGGAAGUAUUACUUUACUGAGAGGGUAGUGGAUGCAUGGAAUAGCCUUCCAGCUGAAGUGGUAGAGGUUAACACAGUAAAGGAGUUUAAGCAUGCGUGGGAUAGGCAGAAGGCUAUCAUAACUAUAAGAUGAGGCUAGGGAUUAAUGAAAGUAUUUUAAAAACUUGGGCAGACUAAAUGGGCCAAAUGGUUCUUAACUGCCGUCAUAUUUUAUGUUUCUAUCAUAUCCUACUAAUACAAAUGUCCUAUCAUUGCCUACUUGUUCAAAUGGCACGCCAUGAUUGGGGUAAUUUGGCAAAUUUCAAUGUGUAAAAACUAAUAUGGGCUAGCCCUAUAUUUGCUCCUGUAACUUUUCAAAACCAUGAAACGUGGGAAACUUAUAUAUGGGGGGCAUUGUUGUACUAAUGGGAAAUAACAAGCAAAUAAGUAGGGAGUUUUAGGCACACCAUAUGCCUACACUGUGUUUAAGGACUCUUUGCUCAACAGUACUGCAUGUCCAUCCGAAGAUCUUACAGGUAAUAAGGAGAUGAUCUUCAAGCGUUCACGUUCUACAUGGCUUUCGAGCGUUCACGUUCUACAUGGUCUUGGAGUAUAUGAUCGUAUAAAAGACUUGUGCAAAAGUGUAUUUCAGACGGUUUGUUUUAAUGGAAUGAGGUUUAAUUCACAUGCAGAUGAAUCAAUCAUAUAAUUUACCUACUGAGUGUUAUUGGUUGAAUAAGUCCCUUCACAGGUAAAUUCCGAACGAUUGAUUCACUUCAUGUGCUACACGGUCUAUGGAGGAGCCUGCAGACUGAUCUGUAGGAUCGUGCCUAAAUGACUGUUAUGUACUUUUGCGCAUUCACAAGUGCACAGAGAUGGCUCCUGGUGGCUUCUCCUUUUUGAAGUUGAAUCGGGAUCACCCCCACCGGCCUGGGGGGGGGUGUUUUGUGUCUGAGGAUCCACUGAUGAAAGGACAAGGAAAGCAGUGAUCUCUCCUCAGUUCUGUCACCCGCAGCCAGACACCUCAAGCUUUUUGCUUACCAAAAGUUAUUGAAUGAGGUAUCGGGAGAAUCAUCAGGGCACCCUGACUAUGGGUAGGGCACCCCAACGUGUGCAUGAGUUUGGCGUCAGCAACAAUAGUCGAUUAAUCGGCUUAUGCAGUGGGAGCCCAGUGAACAUGCGUCUGUUCAGCUAGCUGUAUGUCUGUUCAGACCCCUGUAUAUAUAUCUGUGAGAUUAUUGUGCAACAUAUUUAUUGUUAAAUAAUAAACAAAUAAACAAAAUAACAUUUUGUAUAGAUUUUUCUAAUGAGAAAAAAAAAAAUUACUGUUAUCAUUACAGCCUUUAAGUAAUAACUAUUAAAUUAAUAAACAAAGUCAGUUUGUACUGUAGAUAUAAUUAAACCACCCAUGUUGGUCCAAACUCUAUGGAUAUUUGACCAACUGCUGCUCAACCUAACUUUCCUGCUGCCAGGGCCGGACUGGGACAAAAAUUCAGCCCAAGCAAUUCAAGGCAGAGCAGCCCACUAGGAGGGGUGUGGCCAGAAAGGGGACGUGUAAUGUCACCACCAUUAACACGCACCCCCCACCAAAUAACUAUUUGUGUUGUAUGUGUAAAGGGGUCUAUUUGUGGCGUACUACGUGUGGCUAGGGGCUGUAGUGUGUGUGUUUCUUGGUUGUAAAGUAUGUGUGUAUGUGCGUGUGUGUGUGUUUAGAGAGCCUGUGGAGAAUGUAGGCCUAGGGGAUGUAGUGUGUGCAUGUAAGGCUGUACAGUGUGUUUCUGAGUGUAUCUAGGGGCUCUAGUGUGUGUAUGUAUAAAGGGGCUGUAGAGCGCAUGUGUAUAGGUGCGGCAGUGUAUGCAUAGGUGGUGUAAUGUGUACAGGGGGUGUAGAAUGUGUAUUUAUAGGGGAUAUAAAUUAGUGUGUGUGCAUGCAGGGGGUGUAAUAUGUGUGUUUAUAUGGGUUUAAAGUAUGUGAGUGCAGUUUACUGUGUGUAUGUGAGUGCUCUGGGUAUAGUGUAUAUAUAAGGGGUAAAUAGUGUGUGUAGUGUGUUUGUGUGAGUGCAGGGGGUCUACAGGGAUAGAGAGUGUGUAGUAUUUAUGGAGAGGUAUAGCAUCUGUGCAGAGUCUUUGUGUGUAAGUGCAGGAGGUGUAGUGUGUAUAUAGGGGUAUAGUGUGUGUGUAAGUGCAGGGGGUGCAGUGUGUGUAGUGUGUUUGUGUAUAAGAAUGCUUGUGUGUUAGUGCAGGGGGUGCAGUGUGUUUGUGUGCUAGUGCAUGGGAGCAGUAUGCUUGUGUGUUAGUGCAGUGUGUAGUGUGUGUUAGUGCAGGGGGUGCAGAGUAUGUGUAGUGUGUUAGUGUAGGGGGUGCAGUGUGUGUUGUGUGUGUGUGUGUGUGUGUGUUAGUGCAGGGGGUAGUAUGUGUGUGUGUUAGUGCAGGGGGUGCAGUGUGUGUAUAGUGUGUUAGUGCAGGAGGUGCAGUGUGUUAGUGCAAGGGGUGCAGUGUGUGUAGUAUGUGUGUGUUAGUGCAGGGGGUGCAGUGUGUGUAGUGCGUUUGUGUGUUAGUGCAGGGGGUGCAGUGUGUGUGUAGUGUGUUAGUGCAGGCAGGGGGUGCAGUGUGUGUAGUAUGUUUGUGUGUAAGUGCAGGGGGUGCAGUGUGUGUAGUAUGUUUGUGUGUUAGUGCAGGGGGUGUAGUAUGUGUAGUAUGUUUGUGUGUUAGUGCAGGGGGUGCAGUGUGUGUAGUAUGUUUGUGUGUUAGUGCAGGGGGUGCAGUGUGUAGUAUGUUUGUGUGUGUAUGUGAUAGGUGUGUAUAUAGAUAUGGCCUUAAAUUAAUUAUUUAUUUCGUUUUUUUAAAAAGUAAAAAAAUUUUUUUAUAACUUUUUAGGUUGGAUAUGGACUCAAAUUAAUAAUUUAAUAAUUAAAAAAACAACAACAUUUACUCCUUAUUAUAACUGUGCAGGGGGGGAGAGGAAACAUGCAGGUACCUGGUGGUCCAUUGAGGGGCCACGCCACACACCGAUCCCUAGUGGUCCAGCCGACAGGUAAUUUCAGUCUGUACCCUGCAGGGUACAGACCAUCUCUCUCUGUCUCUUUCUCUCUCGCGAGCACCAUUUUUUCAGAGCAUUGCCGCGGGUUACCAUGGCAAUGCUCUGAUAAUCUCGGAGCUCGUGAGAGGGUGAGAAGGCAGCUGCUCAGCAUGAACGGAGGGUGACCGGUUCACUGCCCGGUCUCCCCUCCAGCCAUGAUAGAACAGAACUCCAUCUUUGGGCCAGUGCUGCCCUGCAUGGGCCGGCAGGGGAGAUCUUUUGAUCUUUCCUGCCGGCCUCGGCCCAUGGCCAUCGCGGCCCACCGGGCAUUUGCCUGGUUUGCCCGAUGGCCAGUACGGGCCUGCCUGCUGCGGUGAUUCCCCUGUGUGAUCUGUGUCAAACUGCAAGAGAGGCAAGUUAGAUUGAGAAGCAGUUGGUCAUAUAACCAUAGUGUUUGACCCAACAUGGCUGCUCAGUUAUAUAGAAAAGUGAAUUUAAAAAACAAACAAAAAAAACAAUAUAGAUAAUUUUUUAAAAUGUCAUCUAGUUUCAUUAAAUGUAAUUAACUUUUAAAAAUUGAGAAAUUCUAAUUUGAUGACAGUUGUCCUUUAAGCAGUGCUCAGUGAAUGGGCUGUCCUGAUUGGUUAUCCUGGAGACCGCCUGUUAUCCUGUGUUCUAUAGUAAACAACUUUUCACUAUCCUCACUCCCGCACUCAAAGUGUGAGAAUUAAAGCAAAUGGAAUCAGAAUGUCAAAAUCGAUACUAAAAGAGCUAAACUGUGAAGAUAGCAGUUGGAGAGUUGGAGAAUUUUUUUAAAUCAACUAUUUUUGCCUCAGUUUUGCCAUUCAGAUUUUCAUUUGCAACAGUUCAGAUUUGUAAAAAAAAAAAAAAAAUUAAUAAUUAAAAAAAAUAUAUAUAUUUUUAAACAUUUUGUUUCCUACUACUUUUUUUUUUUAAGUUGUCAGAUUUGGAAUAAAAAGAUAUCAAGUGGUAAAAUCAGAAGUAAUCAAAAAGUAUUAUUCAAUCGAAAUACAAGGUUAGCAUUUAGAGUUAAAUCCGUUGCAUAUAUUAGGUAUUUACAGACAGUAAGGAUUGCUGAGAGAGGAAAGCAUUGAAUAACGGCACAAUAAACUUCUCAAUGUGCCAUCAUAAUAUUAACAUUAAUUAUAAUAAAUCGUUAACAUAUAUUUACAUAGUAUGAACGUCAAUUAAGAGAACUUACUAGUGCACUAAAGCUGUUAAAAUAAAGGCCAAAUAAGAUUAAAUAUCCAAACAGGUUGAAUGUGGCAUUUUCAUAUACCUGGGGAAAAAUAAAAGCAUAAAAAAUAAAAUAGAUUAAGGCAAUGUUAAAGGGUUUGUACACUGUGAGCUGGGAUGAACUGCAAAAUAUAGACUCAAAUAUAAUGUACAAUACAGGUUUGUUUUUUUUAGUUUCAUUAAUUUGGCUUCACGUCCAACAAACUGGAUUUCUUUUAACUAAAAAUAUAAGGAAUACACCAUGAGAUAAUCACAGCAGAAACUUGAUGUCGUGCAGCACUGACCCAGGAAGCACAUCUAGUGGCGGCUUGAAGAGUGGCAACUAGAUGUGUUCCUAGCCUGCAAUGUAAACACUGCUUUUGCUCUGAAAAAGUCUACAUGGACUGACUAUACUUACCAGAACAACUACAUUAAGCUGUAUAGCGUACCUUUAAAUUAUCCUGUAUAAGUGCAUUGGAGUCCAGGUGAUAAAUAAAGAUGAAUAUUUCUGCAAGAAAUUGAUACAAUCUUUUAUUUUCAUUUUGUAACCUGUAAUCUUCCGGCUACUUUCAACUUGAAAAGUUACUUUUGUGACUACUGUUUGCUUUAUUAAUGCAAUGAUAUUGUUAAACCUAGCAUCUGUUUGAUCUGUGGAUGAAUGGAUGAAAUGCAAUCUUCUGAUUGGCUGUGCCGAGAUUGGAUUUGUUAGCUCGGGCUAUUUAAGGGGAGGGAAUAGUCAACUGAGAUUUAUAGAGCCUUGAUUCUUCUACUGUACUGACUGACAGGUAAGGAGCUACUCUGGGAUCUCCCUGCUCAUUGCUACUCUCUCUGUGUAUUUUCUAUAUUAUCUGAUCUAUCUUCUGCAAAGUAUAGUUUGUUACAAAAUGUUUGUCCAAUAUUCUGGAGCAUAAGGCUUAUUCGUAAAUACUAGAAAUGUAAAUGUUUUUGCUAUACUCACUCCAAGGAGGUUGCUUUGUCAUGUAAUACGUCAAGUUUCUGUUCGUAUUUUGUAGUAGUUUAUUCCUUAAGUUUCUUGGUUGAUAGAAAUCCAAUUUGUAUGAUGUGAUGCCAAAUGAAAGAAACUGGGCGGUGGGGGGAUUGUUUAUUUCUCCCCAUUUUAGAUGUUUCAGUCUAUAUUUUGCAGUUCGUCACAGCUCACAGUGUACAAACCCUUUAACAUUGCCUUAAUCUAUUUUACUUUUUGUUUUUAUUUUUCCCCAGGUAUAUGAAAAUGCCAUCAUUCAACCUGUUUGAAUAUUUCAUCUUAUUUGGUCUUUAUUUUAACUGCUUUAGGGACGUUAACGGCUAUAGUGAAGUUAAAGUAAGUUCUCUUAAUUGACGUUUAUACUAUGUAAAUAUAUGUUAACAAUGUAUUAUUAUUAAUUGUAAUAUUGUGAUGGGACAUUGAGAAGUUUAUUUUAUAAUAUGUGUCCAUUAGUCAGUGCUGAGUACGUUGAUAAUUAAACUUAUUAUUUAUUUGAAUUACUGACAUAAUUUUCUUUAUAACCAUUUUAAUCUUUCCAGCCUGUGACAGAUGAUCUAAUCUAUUCAGGUAAGUUGUGUUUAAGUGUGCUGUUACUCAAUGCUUUCCUCUCUCAGCAAACCUUACUGUCUGUAAAUACCUAAUAUAUGCAACUGAUUUAACUCUAAUUUCUAACCUUGUAUUUAAAUUAAAUAAUGCUGGUUGAUAUCUUUUUAUUAAAAAUGAGACAGAUUUGAAAACAUUGUAGGAGACAAAAUCUUUAAAAACUAAAACAUUUUUAUUUCUUAAACUCUGAGCUGUAGCAAAUGAAAAUCCGAGUGGCAAAAUUGAGGCAAAAAUUGUUGAUUUUAAAAAGUUCUCAAACUCAGCUAUUUUCAGUUUAGUUCUCGAGCCUCAAUUUUGACAUCCGGAUUCCAUUAGCUAAAAUUCUCACACUUUGAGUGCUGGAGUAGGGAUAGUGAUGAGCUGGUUCAAAGUACUCAUGAUAACAGUACAGCCCGUUCACUGCAAACUGCUUAAAGGACAACUGUCAUCAAACUUUAAUUUCUCAUUUUCUCAGAAUCUACUUACCUAUAGUCACAGUUUGGUUAUUUUAUUUUAAAAUAUGAAAUUUUAAUUUUCGAUUCACAACAAUCGAACGUUUAAAGAAUAAACCUGUCAAUAUAUUUUAUAUGUUUGGAUUUAGAUUUGAAUAAUUAUUAUUAUUACAUUUCAGGAUAUGACUGCUCAGAUAUUUGGGUUAGAAACCAAAGAUCUGUCAGCGGCGUUUACAGAAUUAGACCUAUUGGAGCCACAGAUUAUUUCGAGGUAGGAAAUGUUACCAUAACUUGCUACGAAAUGUUAGUCAAUGGGCUGUUAAAAUGUAUUUUUUUGCUUGUUGUUGAUUCAUUUAUUUUACCAGGAAUUCUGGAGUAUUGACACGGGAUCCAAAAUUUUAAGGCCAAAACAGCCCGGCUGAAAAAAAAGAGACAAGUUGGCGAAUUUUCAAUUUUUCUAUUUUGGCCUGAUAUUCAUGAUUCCUUUAUUAAAUUUAGAUAAAUGUACAUAAAUUUCAUUUCAGUGAAUAUACUCAGCUGUGUAAUUUCAGGAAAAAAAAAUUAAAAUGAUGAUUAUAUAUUUUUUGCCAAGUCCAACUCUAUUGGUCAAUAUAGACAAGCUUUAAAUCGUAAAAUGCUACUUUUUAUCAACUCAUCCAUUAUUGUCCUAAAUGUGUUCUGUUGUCAUUUCUCCACUUUUUCCAGUUUAGAUCCACAUUUUAUAUUAUGAGAUUUAUUCACUUUCUGGGUCUAAAUUUAGCAUCUUGUAUGUUAACAAACUACAAUUCCUUUUCAUGACAAUAACCCCCUUUAGUCUACAGGCAGUAUGUAAUUAAGAGCCUCUGUAUUAAUUGUUAGGAUAAUAAACUAAAUUAGCAGAAGGAUCAAUGUUGCUGUAAUCAGACCAACUGUUUUUUUUUUUUUUUUUUAAUGUAUUACAUUUUAGGCAGGGAUGGUUAGGAGAUAAAGCAGUUUUGCUAAGUUAGCAAGCUAUGAAUUGGGCUAAAUUACAUGUUGAAUUAUAAAGUGCAAACUAAAAUGGUUUAUGUUUUAAGCCAGGUAGGUAAAUUUGUUAAAAGUCAGAAAUGUUGUCCUUAAAUUAGCAAAUUUGGCUUCCAGUUUGAGCAAUUUGCUGUUUAUUAAAUUAACCUCAUUAUGUAACUUGAAAAAGCACACAGUAUGUAAAAAAGUUAUUUUAUCUUGUAUAAUAGAAAUGUAAUUUAUUUGUAAAGUUUAGUGGCCGCUUACCAGUGCCAUAAAAGUACAUGAUUAAAUAUUGGUUAAUUGUUAAAUUUUGAAAAAUUCUUUAUUUUUGUUGUGGAAUUGUGCAUAUCUGCCAAAUAAAAAUACAUUUUAAUUGUUCAAUUUUGAUGGUAACUAAAUGUUCAUGUUUGACCUGCAGGCUUUCUGUGAAAUGAAGAAGGACGGUGGCUUGACUCUAAUCCAAAGCCACAAUGGAAAUGAUGAAUUGUCCUUCGACACAGAUUGGAUUGACUACAAAGAGGGAUUUGGAACUCUAACUGGUAAUUCAACAUCAAACCUUUUUGUACAAUGAUGACAGAAUCUCAGAAAGGAAGGAAAAUUCAAGACUGGGGAAACCUAGAGCGCUCAAGAUGUUGUGCACUACAUCUCUCAGGGCUGGCCCGUUCAUUGGCCCCAGGCGGCACUGUGACAGGGGCUGUACUACUCCAAAUCUGGAGUGCGGGGACCACUAUAUAUAUGUGCAGUUCUUCUGGUGUGUACAAUGAAAAAGGGUCUCUGGAAUGUGAUCUUAUACCUCCAACAGCAGCAGGUUCUCUCCUCUCGAGAGCUUUUAGAGCGUUUGCCAUAGCGCAGCACGUAAUGGAUGUCGGAGUGUUGCCAUGGAAAUCCACGGCAAAGCUCUCGCAACUUGCAAGAGUGGUGGUCCUGCUGCUGUUGGAGGUGUAAGAUCACACUCCCGUGACCCCUCUUCAUUGCCCGCCAGCUCCACAGGACCACCAGGGAAUCUAGACAGGGAGGGGGUAAUAAACAUUAAAUUUUUAACAAAGUUACAAAUUUAAAAAAACUGCUUAUCCCAAUAUUUAACUUAACACCACAAACACACUGCACCCACUAUACACACACACUAUAUGAACUAUACACACAUACUAUAUCCAUGAUAUGCACACACACACUGCAUCCACUAUACACACACACACACUGCAUCUACUAUACACACACACUACAUCCAUGAUAUGCACACAAACUGCAUCCACUAUAUACACACACUACAUCCACUAUAUACACAUACACACACACAUCAUCCUCUAUACACACACUGCAUCCACUACACACACACACUAUAUUCACAAUAUGCACACACACUGCAUCCACUAUGCACACAGACUGCAUCUUCUAUACACACACUGCAUCCACUACAUACACUGCAUCCACUAUACACACACUGCAUCCACUACAUACACACAUACACUGCAUCCACUAUACACACACUGCAUCCUCUAUACACACACACACACACACACACACACUGUAUCCACAAAAUGAAAACAAACUGCAUCCUCUAUACACACACACACACUGCAUCCUCUAUAACCACAAACACUAUAUCCUCUAUACCCACACACACUGCAUCCAAUAAACACACACACUGCAUCCACUAUACACACACUUUGCAUACUCUAAACACACACUAUAUCCACUACACACACACACACACUGCAUCCACUAUACACAUACACACUGCAUCCUCUACACACACACACAAACACUGCAUCCCCUGUACACACACACUGCAUCCACUAUACACACACACUACAUCCACUGUACACACACACUCUGCAUCCUCUACAAAGACACAAACACUGCAUCCACUGUACACACACACUGCAUCCACUGUACACACACACUGCAUCCUCUGUACACACACACAUACUGCAUCCACUAUACACACACACUGCAUCCACUAUACACACACAUGCAAUGCACUUACUACACGUACUGCAUACAAUACACACAGACACUGCAACUUCACACACUGCAUCCACUACACAAAUACACACUCUACAUCCACUAUACGCACACACACACACACACACAAUAAAUUCAAUACACACAUUGCGUACAUCACACACUCUGCAUCCACUACUCAGACACUGCAUUCAUAACACACACGGCAUAACAUAAUGGACAUGUUUUGGUGGGUGUGGUUCUGUUGGAGGUGAAAGGGGGGCAGCAUUCUAUCCUUGGACCCAGGCAGCACAAUGUGUUGGCCGACCCUGCAUCUCCGAUAAUGUUAUUACAGCUAUAGUUUUGGCAAAGCAUCAGGGGAGAUGUAAUCCACAAUAUCUGGAGUACCUAAGGCCGCCUACCCCUGCUCUAAGAAAUGCAUCAGAUUAUAUAUGCUGGCUGCAAUAAUAAGUGUAUGUGUAUAUGUGCCUCCCUGCACAUUACACCAAACCAAAUGUCUGCCUGCAGUGCCCCUUUAAAUACAGGUGAUACUCAAAAAAUUAGAAUAUCGUGCAAAAGUUCAUUUAUUUCAGUAAUGCUAGGUAAAGGAGGAAACUAAUAUAUGAGAUGGACGCAUUACAUGCAAAGCAAAAUAGUUCAAGACGUGAUUUGUCAUAAGUGCAAUGAUUAUGGCUUACAGCUCAUGAAAACCCCAAAUCCACAAUCUCAGUAAAUUAGAAUAUUACAUGCAAUCAAUAAAACAAGGAGUGUACAUAAAACAAUAUCAGACCUCUGAAAAAUAUAAGCAUGCAUAUGGACUCAGUACUUGGUUUGGGCCCCUUUUACAGCAAUUGCUGCCUCAAUGCAGCGUGGCAUGGAAGCUAUCAGCCUGUGACACAUCUGAUGAGUUAUGGAAGACCAGGAUGCUUCAAUAUCGGCAUUCAGCUCUUCAGCAUUGUUCGGUCUCAUGUCUCUCAUCUUUCUCUUGGCAAUGCCCCAUAGAUUCUCUAUGGGGUUCAGGUCAGGCAAGUUUGCUGGACAAUCAAGCACAGUAAUCCUACGGUCAUUGAACCAGGCUUUGGUGCUUUUGGCAGUGAAGUCAGAAUCCCCAUAAAGCUUGUCUGCGGAAGGAAGCAUGAAGUGCUCCAAAAUCUCCUGGUAGAUGGCUGCAUUGACCCUGGACUUAAUAAAGCACAGUGGACCAACACCAGCAGGUGACACGGCUCCCCAAAUCAACACAGACUGUGGAAACAUCACACUGGACUUCAAGCAUUUUGCAGUGUGUGCCUCUCCAGACUUUGGGUCCUUGGUUUCCAAAUGAGAUGCAAAAGUUGCUCUCAUCAGAAAAGAGGACUUUGGACCACUAAGCAACAGACCAGGUCUGUUUUUCUUUAGCCCAGGUAAGACGCUUCUGACGUUGUUUGUUGUUCAGGAGCGGUUUGACAAGAGGCAUACAACAUCUGAUGCCCAUGUCCAGGAUCCGUCUGUGUGUGGUGGAUCUUGAUUCACUGACUCCAGCCUCAGUCCACUCCUUGUGAAAGUCCCCAACACUUUUGAAUGGCCUUUUCCUGACAAUCCUCUCCAGGCUGCAGUCAUCCCUGCUGCUUGUGCACCUUUUUCUUCCACACUUUUCCCUUCCACAUAACUUUCUAUUAAUGUGAUUUGAUACAGCACUUUGGGAACAUUCAACGUCUUUUGCAAUUACCUUUUGAGGCUUUCCCUCCUUAUGGAGGGGGUCAAUUAUGGUUUUCUGCACAACUGUCAGAAUUUGAUUCCUACUGAGACCAUUUAAAGGCUCAGAAACCCUUUGCAGGUGUUAUAGCUUACUUAGCUGAUUAGAGUGGAACACUGUGAGCCUGGAAUAUUGCACCUUUUCACAAUAUUCUAAUUUACUGAGAUUGUGGAUUUGGUGUUUUCAUGAGCUGUAAGCCAUAAUCAUUGCACUUAUGACAAAUCACAGCUUGAACUAUCUUGCUUUGCAUGUAAUGCAUCUAUCUCAUAUAUUAGUUUCCCCUUUUACGUUGCAUUACUGAAAUAAAUGAACUUUUGCACGAUAUUCUAAUUUUUCGAGUAUCACCUGUACUUAGAGACAAUUCCCUGUGUAGGUACUGGGCUAUUUUAUGACUGAAUGUGUGUGAUCUCAAUGUCAUUUCUUGUUGAAGGGGAACAUUGGCUGGGACUUGAAAAUAUGUAUCUGCUGACCCAUCAGGGUUCCAGAGCUGCAGACCUGCUUAUCAGCCUGGGAGACUUUGAUAAAUCCAAGGCUUUUGCGCUAUACAGUCCUUUUACCAUCGGCUCCGAGGACAUGCAGUACAGGAUAUCGCUAGGAAACUAUUCUGGGAAUGCAGGUACGGGGUCUGAAGAUAUCUGUAAUGACUUCUAUGUUAACACUGUCAGACGUAUUCACUAAAGGGUCAAUGCAAAGGGAAUUUCAAAUUAAGGUCUUCUACGAACUUCAAAAAUCUUCUCUAAGUCAGCUGUGCUUUUGCUCCUUUGGCCUUACAUUUGAAAUUUACUUUCAAUUCUCACUUUAGUAAAUAACCUUAUAUAUGUUUUUUUUAGCUAUAUAAUGUUUUAUGGACAUUGCACUGAACAUAACAUAUUGCCUGUUGUAUCUCAUAUCCCAUGGCUAGCUAGAAUCAGGGGAGGGCUGGCAUGUUUUGGCACAGUGGUGUUUCCAAAGAAACAGCACUUUAAAAAACUGCUUCAGCCCAAAAACAAUACUCUUCUUUCAGAAAUGAUCCUAAAAUAGGGACUGUUCUAGGAAAUCUAUUAGAAUUAGCAAUUAUAUAAUAAUUAUAAUAAUAAUAAUAAUAAUGUGUAUAAACAAAUCAACUGUAAUGGUUAUUCUGUUAUAGUUAUUCGAAAACAUAAAAUCAAUUUAUAUACUGAGAAUUUCUAGAUAAAUAGCUCGGAGUGGAAUAGUCCCGUCCCCCUAAAUGGUACAUUUUUGUUUUUUUCUUUGAUAUACAAAUACUACUAGAAAAAAUGCAAAUAUCUGGAGCCUGAAUAUAAACACUGGCUGCUUAGAAUGUUCUGCAUCAAUAUAAAGAAUGUGUACAGAAUACGUUCUAUUCCAAUAUAAAGAAUGUGUACAGAAUAUGUUCUACUCCAAUAUAAAGAAUGCGUAAAGAAUACGUUCUAUUCCAAUAUAAAGAAUGCGUAUAGAAUACGUUCUAUUCCAAUAUAAAGAAUGCGUACAGAAUACGUUCUAUUCCAAUAUAAAGAAUGCGUACAGAAUACGUUCUAUUCCAAUAUAAAGAAUGCGCACAGAAUAUCUUCUACUCCAAUAUAAAGAUCACAACCAAUAGAGAUAUAUAAUGAUAUAGUGAAAAUACUUCCAGUUCUGUUUUGAAAUAUGCUAGCCCAUCUGAACUGAGACAAUCAACUAUCUUUGAAAAGUCAACAGAAUUCGGAGAACAGUCCGGUGACCAUAAAGUACAACAUGAUCCGUUAUCUAGUGUAAUUUGUCCAAAGAUCCAACUAUUGUGGGCGAUAUAAGUUGCCCUAACAAAUACGCAUGCACUGUAUUAGAAAAUACAUUUUACAUUUACUGCAUUGUUACUUUAAAUGCCGAACUAUUGCCUCGAUCUAAUAUUUUUGCAUUAGCUUUUCAGAUUAUUUAAUAUUUUUUUAAUAAACUAUUUUUAAUAAUAUUUUUAAACUCAUAUAUACAGGGAGUGCAGAAUUAUUAGGCAAGUUGUAUUUUUGAGGAUUAAUUUUAUUAUUGAACAACAACCAUGUUCUCAAUGAACCCAAAAAACUCAUUAAUAUCAAAGCUGAAUAUUUUUGGAAGUAGUUUUUAGUUUGUUUUUAGUUAUAGCUAUGUUAGGGGGAUAUCUGUGUGUGCAGGUGACUAUUACUGUGCAUAAUUAUUAGGCAACUUAACAAAAAACAAAUAUAUACCCAUUUCAAUUAUUUAUUAUUACCAGUGAAACCAAUAUAACAUCUCAACAUUCACAAAUAUACAUUUCUGACAUUCAAAAACAAAACAAAACAAAUCAGUGACCAAUAUAGCCACCUUUCUUUGCAAGGACACUCAAAAGCCUGCCAUCCAUGGAUUCUGUCAGUGUUUUGAUCUGUUCACCAUCAACAUUGCGUGCAGCAGCAACCACAGCCUCCCAGACACUGUUCAGAGAGGUGUACUGUUUUCCCUCCUUGUAAAUCUCACAUUUGAUGAUGGACCACAGGUUCUCAAUGGGGUUCAGAUCAGGUGAACAAGGAGGCCAUGUCAUUAGAUUUUCUUCUUUUAUACCCUUUCUUGCCAGCCACGCUGUGGAGUACUUGGACGCGUGUGAUGGAGCAUUGUCCUGCAUGAAAAUCAUGUUUUUCUUGAAGGAUGCAGACUUCUUCCUGUACCACUGCUCGAAGAAGGUGUCUUCCAGGAACUGGCAGUAGGACUGGGAGUUGAGCUUGACUCCAUCCUCAACCCGAAAAGGCCCCACAAGCUCAUUUUUGAUGAUACCAGCCCAAACCAGUACUCCACCUCCACCUUGCUGGUGUCUGAGUCGGACUGGAGCUCUCUGCCCUUUACCAAUCCAGCCACGGGCCCAUCCAUCUGGCCCAUCAAGACUCACUCUCAUUUCAUCAGUCCAUAAAACCUUAGAAAAAUCAGUCUUGAGAUAUUUCUUGGCCCAGUCUUGACGUUUCAGCUUGUGUGUCUUGUUCAGUGGUGGUCGUCUUUCAGCCUUUCUUACCUUGGCCAUGUCUCUGAGUAUUGCACACCUUGUGCUUUUGGGCACUCCAGUGAUGUUGCAGCUCUGAAAUAUGGCCAAACUGGUGGCAAGUGGCAUCGUGGCAGCUGCACGCUUGACUUUUCUCAGUUCAUGGGCAGUUAUUUUGCGCCUUGGUUUUUCCACACGCUUCUUGCGACCCUGUUGACUAUUUUGAAUGAAACGCUUGAUUGUUCGAUGAUCACGCUUCAGAAGCUUUGCAAUUUUAAGAGUGCUGCAUCCCUCUGCAAGAUAUCUCACUAUUUUUGACUUUUCUGAGCCUGUCAAGUCCUUCUUUUGACCCAUUUUGCCAAAGGAAAGGAAGUUGCCUAAUAAUUAUGCACACCUGAUAUAGGGUGUUGAUGUCAUUAGACCACACCCCUUCUCAUUACAGAGAUGCACAUCACCUAAUAUGCUUAAUUGGUAGUAGGCUUUGAGCCUAUACAGCUUGGAGUAAGACAACAUGCAUAAAGAGGAUGAUGUGGUCAAAAUACUCAUUUGCCUAAUAAUUCUGCACUCCCUGUAUAUAUAUAUAUAUAUCAUAUCAUAAAUAGAAAAUAUAUCAAUAUAUCAAAGAAUGUCAAAAUAAUGAAAAUGAUAUGAAGUCAUUUUGAGAUUGUAAGCAAAAAUAAUAAUUCAUUUGAAAAGCUAAUCCAAGAAUAUUAAGUCAAGGCCUCAAAGGCUUUAAGAUGAAAAUGUAAUUUGAUACUUCCCCACUACUUGUUUUUAUCAAUUCCAAAGAUUGCUUCUGUUAGAUGUUCGCAGCUUAGCUUUGGCAACUUUACAGCAAUAUCAAUUAUUUUCUGUUAGGAAUAAAAUGCAAAAAUUCCUUAGUAUUGCCGUAUGCAAUGUUACUUUUUUUAGGUCAGGAUUAAUAUAUAUAUAAUAAUAUUAUUUAUUUAUUUAUUUUUAUAUAUAUUUUUUUCUGUUAGGAGAUGCUUUCAGACAAAGAUUUAAUGAAGAUGAUGAAACAUCCAAUCAGGAUGGGAGCUCUUUCAGCACCUGGGACAGAGACAAUGACAACUGUAACCCAUGCUUUAUGGGUGAUAUAGCCUUCAACAGCUGUCCCCGGGUUUAUGGCUCAGGCUGGUGGUUUAAUGGAUGCGGAUUAGCAAAUCUGAAUGGAGAUUGGCACCCGGCCUGGAGUAGUAUUGCCAGGCUUUCCUCUGUGUCUUGGGAAACAUAUCGAAGCAACAAGUCUCUGAAAUUUAGUAAGAUGUACAUAAAAAACUAUUAA
Pelobates cultripes (western spadefoot toad) is the source of this 43204-nucleotide messenger RNA. The record is from the annotation of a GenBank genome assembly. NCBI's taxonomy places the organism in Eukaryota, Metazoa, Chordata, Amphibia, Anura, Pelobatidae.